Messenger RNA from Hippoglossus stenolepis (Pacific halibut), 2237 nucleotides. Its product is annotated as zinc finger and BTB domain-containing protein 14. The transcript is spliced from 2 exons. Gene Ontology annotation, biological process: regulation of transcription by RNA polymerase II. Lineage: Eukaryota; Metazoa; Chordata; Actinopteri; Pleuronectiformes; Pleuronectidae. Gene Ontology annotation, molecular function: protein binding; DNA-binding transcription factor activity, RNA polymerase II-specific; RNA polymerase II cis-regulatory region sequence-specific DNA binding. Bases 240 to 1412 code for a protein of 390 amino acids. Gene Ontology annotation, cellular component: nucleus. The record is from RefSeq and is a predicted model, not a curated record.
CGCCGCCUCCCUCCCUCCCUCCCUCCGCCGCCGCCGCUCGCGAGCCGCCGUGCAGCUCCGGGAACAUGCCAAUGGAGGCUCGCUGACCAAAAUGGCUGGGCGCAGUGAAAUGUGAAAUAUUCUCGCACAGGUUUUUUUUGUAUUCCCCCCUGCACGCCACGCCACGCACGCCACGCGCCGCUGUCACGCAAAAAACGCUUCGCUCCGGUGGAAGAAAAAGUUCCUCCUAUUUAUCCACCAUGUCUGAUUUACUGAGAUAUAUCGACUACGACCACAAAGCCACCUUCCUGAAGAUGCUCAACCAGCAGAGGAUGGAAGGCGAGCACUGCGACGUGGUGGUGGUGGUGGAGAACAUCGAGUUCAGGGCUCACCGCUGUGUCCUGGCCGCCUGCAGCAACUAUUUCAAGAAGCUCUUCAAGAAGCAGAGCGACGAGGACAACUCCAUCGUGGAGCUGGACUUCAUCCGCUCCGACAUCUUCGAGGAGGUGCUCAACUACAUGUACACGGCCCGGCUCGCCGUCAGGAAGAAGGACAUCAACAUGAUGAUGUCGUCCGGCCAGAUCUUGGGGAUCAACUUCCUGGAUAACCUGUGCACCCAGAAGCGGGAGCUGACCAACAUGAAGACCCGGGAGAACCAGGCGCCGGGCGACCACGGGAUGAGAGCUCAGGACGCCAUCCUGAAGGAGCUCGCCAUGGAGGAGGUGAGGAAGAACAGCUUCUACGACCAGGGGAUGGACGGGAUGGGGCCGGGCGGCUCGCACGUGUCGCAGCCACACAACUACAACACCAACAUGAGUAAAGAUCCUCACAGCCACGGCUGGGGCUCCUCCACCUCCAGCGACAUGAAGCUGGAGUACCUGCUGUACGGCCACCGCGACCACGGUUCCUGCCAGAGCACGGGAGCGAAGCCCCUGGACCACAACGCCAAAAAGGAGCGGUUGCUCACCGCCAACCGUCCCUACGCUUGCGAGCACUGCCCCAAAGCCUUCACCACUGCCGCCCACCUCAAGGAGCACCUGAAGAUCCACUCCGGCUUCAAGCCUCACCGCUGCGUCGUCUGUGGCAAGGCCUUCAUCAGGGGCCCGGACCUGAAGAGGCACGAGAGGGUUCACAGCAACGAGCGGCCCUUCGCCUGUCAAAUGUGCGAAAAGGCCUUCAAGCACAAGUCCCACCUGAAAGACCACGAACGGCAACACCGAGGCGAGCGACCGUUCAACUGCGGCUCCUGCGAAAAAGCCUUCAUCAAAGCGUCGGACCUGAAGCGCCACUGGAACACCAUGCACAGCGGGAACCCCCGAAGACAGAUGUCACUGUCUCCCGCUGCCUCCCAGCACGGCCAGGCAGAGCCCGCCGACCAGAGAGACUGGAAAAUGGAGACCGGGCCACAUUCGCACAACUCUGGGGACUGUUGAGCCUGCAAACACACACCAACUGACACACACACACAUACACACACACGCAUAUGCAUACAUGCACACGCGAGACAUGCAAACACACUUACACAACCACGACCCUGUGGCGGGCCGCCGGCCUGGUCACACGGACACUGAUCGGAGUGAGUAACGAGAGAUCAUAGCAUGUUCAUAAGACUGUGGGGCUGUAUUAUUAUUAUUAUUAUUCUGAAAAAAAAAAAAAAAGUUAUGUCAAAAACGAUGUUUUCUUUCCACCUGUAAAAACAUGUAAAUGUUUAGUUCACUCUACGAUACAUAUAUUUUUCACAAAGCAUCGUUGCUAUGUAGACUGAGGGUUCUCAUAACAUUAUUCUCUUUUUACUUUUAUGGGAUAUGUAACAUUUAAAUGUUUGUUUAACCUUUACUGGAUUUUAUGGAGGUAAAAGAGAGCGUUUGGUGGGCGGGGGGGAGAAGAAGAAGAAGAUGUUCUGCAUAACAUUUGUUGCAUUGAGUAUAUUCAUGUGGAUGUUUUUAAAUGGAUGUGUUUAGUCGUAUUGAUUGAUAUUACACUGUAAGAGUCACCAUUUUGCAUUUGACGCAGAUGAUACCAAAGUCUUGGGCCUUCGCCGGAUCGUCUGUGGAGACUGUCCUGCCCAAGCAACCGGCCAACUAGAUUUUACUGUUAUACAGUAUAACUGUCAUCCAGCUAUCAACAGUUAAUGAUAGAUGUCUGUAUAUACUGUAGCUUAGUUUGUUGCACAAUUAGAGUACACAAUAAUGAAUUAUGCACAUAUAACAUUGUCCUACUCCUACACUUUGACAAUAAACACCAUUUGCUGUGUUUUA